UCCUCGCAAGAUGGCCCGACGUGCUAGCCGAGGGCCCUCGCCGAGAGAGACCAGGCACGCGCCCGAGCGAUGCCAAGGCGUAGAGACGGCAGCGAGGCGCAGGGCCGUGCUCGAGACGGUCCAAUCGUCGGAGACCCGGCACGCGCGCCGCGCCGCGCCCUCCUUGGGGGGCGGCUCCGGGCCGCUCAAGAGGGCGGGCGCAAGUCAUGGCCAGUGCCGCGCCGCGCAGCCCAGGGGGGGGGGGCGGCGGGACGCAGUGGCCCAGGGCAGUAACCGACCCGAGGAAGGGGAGGAGGAGGACGAGGAGGAGGAGGAGGGGGCGCGCGCCGCGGC
This is a messenger RNA of Prorocentrum cordatum, 333 nucleotides long. The record is from the annotation of a GenBank genome assembly. Lineage: Eukaryota; Dinophyceae; Prorocentrales; Prorocentraceae.